UAUAAAUAGCUGUCCCUUGCCCAUUUGAACUCACAACCUAAUCAGCGAGGAAUACUGUGUACAAGAAAUUAAUAGUAAGUACCUGUACACAGUAAGUAAUUAGCGCUGUAUACAAGGCUGAUUAGAACUUAGAACCUCUCCUUAAUUAUUAGCUAGCAGUAAGCUAUAGAGAUCGAUCGAUCAUGGGGUACGAGCUGGCCAUGAAGGCUCUUGUUCUUAGCCUUGUGCUCGGCGCCGUCGCCGGCAUCCGGCCGAGUAAGAUCGUGCGGCAGGUGCCGGCGAUAUACGUGUUCGGCGACUCGACGCUGGACGUCGGCAACAACAACCACUUGCCGGGGAAGGACGUCCCCAGGGCUGACAAGCCCUACUACGGCAUCGACUUGCCGGGCUCCGGCAAGCCCACCGGAAGGUUCAGCAACGGCUACAACACCGCCGACUUCGUUGCAAAGACUCUGGGAUUCGACAAGAGCCCUCUGGCUUAUCUGGUACUCAAAGAACGCAAUAAUCUGAUCCCGAGCGCCAUCACUAGAGGAGUAAGCUAUGCAUCGGCAGGAGCUGGGAUUCUGGACUCCACUAACGCGGGAAACUGCAUCCCGCUGUCGAAGCAGGUGCGGUUCUUCGAGUCGACCAAGGCCGAGAUGGAGGCCAAGGUGGGCACACGCGUGGUUAGCGACCUGCUCGCCAGGUCCUUCUUCCUCGUCGGCGUCGGUAGCAACGACUUCUUCGCCUUUGCGACGGCGCAGGCGAAGCAGAACAAGACGGCGACCCAGAGCGACGUCGCCGCGUUCUACGACAGCCUUCUCUCUAACUACUCCACCACCAUCACGGAGCUGUACAAGCUGGGCGCGAGGAAGUUUGGCAUCAUCAAUGUGGGCCCGGUCGGUUGCGCGCCGCGGGUGCGCGUGCUCAACGCCACGGGCGCGUGCGCGGACGGCCUGAACCAGCUCGCCGCCGGCUUCGACGGCGUGCUCGGCUCCCUCCUUGCCGGUCUCGCCCCCAAGCUGCCAGGUCUCGCCUACUCCCUCGCCGACUCCCUGGGCCUCGCGCAGGCCACCUUCACCAAUCCACUGGCACACGGGUUCGUGAGCUCGGACAGCGCGUGCUGCGGGAGCGGGAGGCUGGGCGCGCAGGGCGAGUGCCUGCCGACCGCCACGCUCUGCGCCAACCGCGACCGCUACAUCUUCUGGGACUCGGUGCAUCCGUCGCAGCGGUCCGCCAUGAUCAGCGCCCAGGUCUUCUACGACGGCCCCGCCCAGUACACCACUCCCGUCACCUUCAAGCAGCUCGCCCACAAGGCUUGAUUAAUUAAUUAAAUUAUUCAGAGAUCCAGUAAAAUGAGAUAAAAUAAAACUAUGCUCAUUCACUCAGAAAAAGAAAACUAUGCACCGUAAUUUGUGCUCGUCUAGUGCUCAUUUGUUUAUUUUUUGCGAACAGUAUUAUGUUUGUUUGGACGAGAUUUAUGUUAAACAUAG
Phragmites australis (common reed) is the source of this 1472-nucleotide messenger RNA. RefSeq names its product GDSL esterase/lipase At1g71691-like. Gene Ontology annotation, molecular function: hydrolase activity, acting on ester bonds. The record is from RefSeq and is a predicted model, not a curated record. The coding region runs from base 183 to 1301 and encodes 372 amino acids. The transcript has 5 exons. NCBI's taxonomy places the organism in Eukaryota, Viridiplantae, Streptophyta, Magnoliopsida, Poales, Poaceae.